GUUGGCAGCACUGUGGUUAUCUGGAUGGCAACAGAGGACAGAGAGGUGAUGGAAGCCCGGGGGGCAGGAGAAAGCUGCCCCACCCUCUCCAAGGUGGCACCUGGUGACAACACGCCCGAAGGGAAGCCAAAGGCUUCUUUGGAGGCAGAACCCCCAAAGCUAGAAGAGAGUGAAACAUGUGAGGGCAGAGAUUGCCCAGGCUCCCCUAAGUCACAGGCCCCAAAGUCUAGCCCUACCACCAAGGGUCAGGCUGGCGAUGGACCUGGGCUGGAACCAACGGAGCUGCCCCUGACCAUGGAGACAGAACACCACAAUGCAAUGGAGCUGGAGAAGGUGCGCAUGGAGUUUGAGCUGACACGCUUGAAGUACCUGCACCAAGAGAACGAGCGGCAGCGGCAGCAUGAGGAAGUGAUGGAGCAGCUGCAGCAGCAGCAGCAGCAGGCUUUACCUCGCCAGUUCUCAGGAGGCCUCCAGGAUCUCUUGCUCCCUCAGAACCAAUUUGCCAUGUUCCUGUACUGCUUCAUCUUCAUCCACAUCAUCUAUGUUACCAAGGAGAUGGUCUUCUUUCUCUUCUCCAAGCAUUACCUGUUCUGCCUCGCAGCCAUCUUGCUGUGUUUGAUUAAAACCUUGUGGUCCUACUUCCAAGUGCCUUUGCUUCUUCCAUCACCAGCAACAUCAUCUGUGGACCACCAGAUUCCUCCCUUCCCAUGGCAACCUGGCUUGAUGGCACAGCUGCCAGCUGCUGACACCUGA
This is a messenger RNA of Psammomys obesus (fat sand rat), 753 nucleotides long. It is a transcript of the gene Tmem247, whose product is annotated as transmembrane protein 247. The record is from RefSeq and is a predicted model, not a curated record. The coding region runs from base 25 to 753 and encodes 242 amino acids. Gene Ontology annotation, cellular component: endoplasmic reticulum. NCBI's taxonomy places the organism in Eukaryota, Metazoa, Chordata, Mammalia, Rodentia, Muridae. The transcript is spliced from 3 exons.